Messenger RNA from Trichobilharzia regenti, 666 nucleotides. The record is from the annotation of a GenBank genome assembly. NCBI's taxonomy places the organism in Eukaryota, Metazoa, Platyhelminthes, Trematoda, Strigeidida, Schistosomatidae.
ACUGUUUGAACUUGUUAAGCAUGACUGUUUUCCUUCCAGAUGUUCUUUAUCUGUUCUCUACUUAUAUUUUUACUUUUAAUCUAUGUUGUUUUAUUAUUGCUGUGUGGCGCAUCUUUCUUGGUGCCAUAUCGUACCAAGUUUUUUCUGCGUUUAAAUAAAUAAAUAAUAGGCAUAACCAUUGUAAGAAGGUCAGUAAAAUUCUUCCACUUCUUUCUCGGUGGAAUAUUAAAUCGGUAGUUCUAUAUAGUCCAUAGACUUGGCACUUCAUCAAAGCAUAUCCAACAGGCCAUUGUAGACUUUUAUCAACAACUGUUUUCGUUGGCUCGAUAAUAGAGAUCAGAUGGCGGCCGGUCAGAAGGAACUCCAACAACAAACUAAUUAUUUAGGAACUUAUCAUUCAACAAAUACACUCUAUAAAAUAGAGGUGGACUGGACACACACGAUGGAGGCGAUAUUUGAGCGACAUUACACGUUCCACAUCCUCGAGGAGAACAUGAGCGGGAAAAGACAGGUAAGUAGGAUGCCGGAGUGCGGCAUAGACGAUAUCGUACAAGCAGGAGGCAAUGAAAGCUUAUGGUCACCAGUGGAGCAAGCUAAAAAAGAAAACAAAAGACGACUGCUACGAAGAGCGCGAAAUGGAGGUAUGCUGCUAGAGCCCUAAUGUAC